UUCUGACAUACGGUAAAUUUGGAGAGUGUUCUAAUAAUUAAAAACGUGAAGACGGCGACGGCGAUGGCGAUAGAUUUCUAGGGUUUUGAUGAUUGAUCGAGAUUGGGAUCCGGGAUCUCAGAGGAAGAUUGGGGAUCGAGGAGAUCUACGGCUUAGGGGAAGGGAAAGCAAAUCGAAUUCGUCUAUUGGAGAUUCGGAUUUCGAUUCGUUAGCGAUAACAUUGAGGGGUAAUCCACGGGCUUUCCAUAGGUUGGGAAGAAGGAUCGCGGUUGUUAGGAAAUGGUUAUUAUUGGGAUCUUUCAUAUGGAUGCAGUAUCCAGAAGAUCAAUCAUUCGGAUUACAAGGAAAGGGGAUGCGAGGAAUGAAUGUGGGAUUCGAUAAUUCUAUGCUGUCACGAAGUCAAUGUGUCUUUCACAGGUUGGCAAGGUCUUGCAGGUGGGUAAGGGCUCGUGGGGUGGAGCGUAACCAAGAAGGGUGGGAUGUUCGAUCUCACGGUAAUGGAUGGUUUCUGCAAAUUCAAAUCCCAAAUGAAUGUUGGGUUACAGGGUUUGAGGUUUUAUUUGGUGCAUGGAGGCUUGCAUUAGGGAUUGCAAUAUUGGCACUUUGGUUCUUCCCUAGCAGGAACAAAGAUAUACGGUGUCUGGAUAGUAGGUUGAGCAAGUAUUGGGUCAAGCUAACAGUAAAUAAUUAUGUCUUUUUGGUUUGUAUGUAUAUUGGUCUUUGGGAUUAUGAUAUUGCUGGAGGCACAUUUGGUCGGUCUUGUUACUAUAUGGUUUGGAUUUGUGAGUGGGGCUACUUAUAUAUGGAUCGAGAAUUCUUGUAUUUUAUGGACACGCUAUGUGUAUUGGUUCUACGGCAACUGGUAAUUAGGAGUUUUUUGUUGUUAUUUCAGAUAGUAGUUUAUAUGGUAUUUGGAAAAAUAAUGAAUUACAAGAGGCGAUUGGAGUUUGUGGACCCAGUGGGACGAAGUGGUGGAUUGGCGCUUUAUUACAAUAAUGAGUUCCAGGUUAAUAUUCUAUAUUCAAGUAAUCGAAUGAUAGAUGUGGAAGCAGUGGCGUUGGGGAAAACGGGAACUGCAGCGGAGGAUCGUUCCAAACAGAAGCUGAUCUCACAUAACGAUUCAUCAGGUUUUGUUGCAGAGUUUUAG
Molecule: messenger RNA, 1147 nt
Organism: Brassica oleracea var. oleracea
Lineage: Eukaryota; Viridiplantae; Streptophyta; Magnoliopsida; Brassicales; Brassicaceae
Exons: 5
Coding region: 89-1147 (352 amino acids)
Source: RefSeq, a predicted model, not a curated record